This is a messenger RNA of Sciurus carolinensis (gray squirrel), 5405 nucleotides long. Its product is annotated as KIAA1614 ortholog. Gene Ontology annotation, biological process: regulation of cellular localization; centrosome cycle; establishment or maintenance of cell polarity. Gene Ontology annotation, cellular component: cell cortex; nucleus; apical plasma membrane. Bases 783 to 4430 code for a protein of 1215 amino acids. The transcript is spliced from 10 exons. The record is from RefSeq and is a predicted model, not a curated record. NCBI's taxonomy places the organism in Eukaryota, Metazoa, Chordata, Mammalia, Rodentia, Sciuridae. Gene Ontology annotation, molecular function: protein kinase C binding.
UACACAAACGCAUUCCUCGGCGUCCCCCGGCGCUGAGCCGGGUGUAGAGUUACAGGCGGCCGCGAAGGGCAGGAACGUGUCGCUCCUCCGCUCCGGCUCGUCGAGCGGCGUCCCAGGCCCCGCGCGGGGGUCCCGGCGCCCCGAGCGCGCCUGCCGCCUGGUGCCCGCGGUUCCCGCCGGGCAGGGGUCCGGUCGGGGGCCCCGGCCCUGCAGCCCUCCGAGCGCCCGAGCCCGUGGCCGCCGUCCUCGGUCCUCUCCGCCCCUUGACGUGCCGAAGGCCCUGGCUGUGGCCGGCGGCGCGGAGCAGAGCGUCUGGGGCCUGGCCGGAGCCCGGGCGCGACGGCUGGGGGUGGGGAGGCCGAGGUCCCGGCUCCUCCAGCCCCUUCCGCUGCCCCUCCUCUCUGCCCUCCUGCUCCCUCUUCCCCUCGCGUCCCGGCGGGCGCCGGCCCGGCCUCCUUCCCCUCCGAGGCAAAGCCACGAACUAGCGGCCGGUGCGCGCCCUUCCCCGCCUGCGCCCGCCGCCGCCCGACCCCUCCUGCGUCCAGGCCGCGGCCCGCUGGGCGGCAGCUCCGGCCCGACCCGCCCGGCCCGGGGCUCCCGCAGGGCCGGGGGAGGCUGGGCCUCGUCCUCCGGGGCCCCGGGUCGUGCGCGCCCCGAGGGGCGAGGCCUGCGGGCCGCGCUCCCGCCCGCCGCCCGGAGUCGGGGCUGGAAGUCCCUCCCCGAGCUCUGGAGCGGGCCAGGGAGGGAGAGCGGGCUGGAGGAGGGCCUCGCCGCUCCGAGGGAUGGAGGGGAUGGAGGCGGCGGCGGCCCAACCUGCCAGCGGCAGCCCUCAAGUGUCCAAGACCAGAACAGCCAGCCCCAUGCACAUGACCUCAGCUGUGGAGAGAAAUGGUCCUGAGCCACAACCAGACAAUGGACCUCUCCUGAGACCUUGGCCCCACCCUUGGGAAGACAGAACACCCAGCCCGAUGGCUCCCCAGCCUCCCAGCUUGUGGGGGGUGCAGAUCCAAGGCCCCUCUGUGCUGCAGUCCAAGGUGAGGGCUUUGAAGGAAAAGAUGGCAGCAGGUAAACAAGGGGCCAGCUCCUGCCCCACCUCCCAUGAGCAGUCAUCCCUCAAGAAACCCAAAUGCCGACGAGUCAAAGCCAGAAGAAUCCAGGCCCCAUCAGAGGGCUCUUCUCUGCCAGAGGCCAUGGUGGGCCCCCAUGUUCAGAACCCAUCCAACGGACCACUGGACAGCAGUGUCGAUGAGGAGGAACCUUCCAGGAACGAGGACUCCAGGCCUCCCUGGUCACCUGCCCUGGGGCUUGAGUGCUGGAAUGGGCAGAGCCCAUGGUCUCCAGAAGCAGUGUGGAUGUUGCCUGAUGGUGAGAGGGGUCUGCCACCAGAGUCUGGCUCUUUGCAAGAGAGUCCUACCCGCGGAAUUACUCCUGACUGCUUUGGAGGACCUCGUCCUUGUAAAGUCACCCACAUGCCCAGCUUGAAGAAAGGAAGACCAUGUGCCCUUCAAGAUGGUCUGGUCACAGGGGGAGACCUGGUCACUUCUCUGACCUUGGAAGAGAACUUUGUCCCCAGGGCAGCCCUGCUGCGGGGACUCUGGAGACCUGGAGGCCUGGAGGCUCUGGGCACUCCGGGUGGUGUCUUGUCCCUGUCUGACCGAGUGGAAAGGAACCGCUUGCUGCUGCAGGAGAUGCUGAAGGUCUCAGGACAGAGUCCUCCCAAGGCGGAAACCCCAGCCUGGACUCCGUCCUGGGACAGAGCUGUACCAGAGCGACCAUCGGGGGACGUGGACUGGGACUCAGGCAUCUCUCUGCAGGACUCAGACCAGAACAGGACCUUUGGUCCCAAGCCGGAGCCCAUGCUGAGUGCCAGGCAUGAGGAAGCCAAACAUCUGCUGCAGCAUGCCCGCAUGAAGGCCAGGACCCAGCCCCUCCGUGCCAACCAUGAUAUCGUGCCCGCCAUUGCUCAGGGCAGCCGAGAUGGCCAGAGCGGCCCAGCCCCAGCCCCCAGGAUGGCCUCUGCCUGCAGGGACAGCCUGCAGAAUGGGAGUGUGAGCGACAGCUCCCGCGAGGAGUCCAGCAGUGGGCAGUGGCCCAAGCAGGGCACGUCCCCGUCUCACGUUCGCUUUGAGGAUGAGACCGCCUGUGAGGCCGAGUUCCGCUACCUGGAGCGGCUGCAGCAGCGCCAGCGCCAGGUGCUGAGCACAGUGCUGCAGGCUGCGGGCCAGGGGCCACUGCGCUCCAAGCCCCAAGUCACCCACUACACUAACCGGGACGUGGGCGAGGUCGCGUUCCCCAGGUCCAUGGGUGGCUUGGACCGCAGGGCCCGCCUGGUGCCACCAGCCCCAUGGGGCAGCAAGGGGGAGUGCCGAGCCUGUGGCCAGUGUCUUCAGGAUGGACACCCUGCUGAGGGGAAGGUGCCCCCCGGCCCUGGGGCGCCCCAGGGACUGCAGGCUGCCCGUGGAGUGGAGGAGGUGGUGCUGCAGCCCCAGAGCUCCCGUGGCCUCAGCUCCCCACUCCAGCUCUUCCCUGCUGAGCCCGUGCCCCACUCAGAACGGAUCCCGGAAACCCACAUUGGAGCCACCACCAUGUGCCCCGAGGAGGGGGACUCUGCCCUGGACAGCACGGACACCUCAGACGGCUGCCGGACAGACAGUGAGGAAGCUGGGACCUCUCAGCCCAGCAGGACAGGUGGGUGGCCCAGAGGCGGCAGCCUCCAACAGCGGGGCUCCAGGCCUCAAGGAGGCCACAAGCGGUCCAAGAAGGCUGAGAUGGAGUCGUCCUGGGGCCCUGAGGCCCCGCAGGGGGUUGAUGAUGUGGAGGAGGGAGAUGAGGUGAAAGAAGGCAGAGGAUGUACACUUGAGGGGACUCUGUUUCUGAGAGAAGAUGCUGUCCCUAAGCCUCCUGAACUGGAACCUGAGAGGACUUCUCUUGGGUCCCAGAAACAACCUGGACCAGAACUGAGAAGUCACUGGACCCACCCUGUGGACUCCUGGGCUCCUUGCAGGACAACAGCUUCCAUGAAGUUUGGGCCCUCAGGACCAGGCAGACCAGACCAAGUUAUAGAAAGCCACAAGUCUCCUGAAACUGUCUGCACGUCCUCCUUGCAACAGAGCCAUGCAGAGCCCUCUGCCCAACGCCCAACCCAGCAGCCAGCCGCUUCUCUCUCCCCGGAAGGCUGGGUGCCAACACCUCCCUCUUCAAGGAAAACCACCUCCCCUGUGCCUCGCAGGAAGGCAGCACUCUCUGGACCCUGCAGGAAGGGGAACCAGGGAGAACCACCCUCUUCUCCAAGAACUAUGGUUCUGGAGACCUGUGGGCUCAGUAUCCCCCAGGCCCAGUCCUGCAGCCCCCAAGUCAGACACCCACUGUUGGCCCUCUCCACCAACAACUGCAACAACCAUAUCUCUCUGGGGCUGCAGGAGCCCUGGAGAGCAGCCGCCCACGGCGGCAGGGCAGAGAGGAGUCCCUGCGGCCAGGAGCCGGAUCUGUCCCUGGAGAGCAGCGGAGACGGAGGACUCCAGGGCUCUCGCACCUUGGCCGACACCGUCGUCAACUCCGUGGGCAUUACCCUCUCCCUGGCCUCGGAGGAGCUGGAGUCCGGCCAGGAACUGGAAGGAGGCCUGCAGAGGACAGAGUCCAGUUCUGGAGGGCAUGUGCCUCCCGGAGCGUCACCGGGGGCCAGUGCAGGGCCCAGGACACCCCCAGCUGCUGCUUCUGAAGUGAACAAGAAAAGGAGCAGCGGCCUGGCCUCCACCCUGGGACUGAAGAAGCUCCUCUCCGUCCUGGGCCAGACGUCCCGGCCCAAGCUGGGCAAGUCCCGUAGCUACAGUGUGGAGCAGCUGCAGCCUGCUGCGCCCAGCCCAGCCUCCAGCAGCAGCGCCUCCAGGGUGAAGAGAGCCCCGUCGCUACAGUCCCUGCCUCUGGUGUCACCCUCCCACCAACGUCGGAAAGCUUCCUCCUUUCAGAACCUCCAUUCUCUGCUGAGCGGUAAAGGGGACCGGUCCAGCCUGUACCUGGUAGAGGGGCCAGAAGACUCCAGUGCCCGAGGCAGGCUAGCCAAGGCCCCUCCCCGGCGGGCCCUCAGCGUGGAAGAUGUGGGUGCCCCCAGCCUGCCUCGCACCGUGGGCCGCGUAGUGGAGGUGUUUCCGGAUGGCACGAGCCAGCUGCAGCUGCAGCGCUCCCCGGAGGGCACUUUCGGCUUCUGUGUGACCUCUGGGAACGGGCGCCGGGACUCAGGGCUCUACGUGCAGGAGAUGGCUGACCCCGACACUGCCAAGCUGUACUCGGGGCUGCUCCGGGUGGGGGAUGAGAUCCUGGAGGUGAACGGGGCCAAGGUUGCUGGGCCAGGCCUGGCUCACGUCCAGGAGCUCCUGGCCCACUCGGAGAGCUUGUCACUCCGUGUCCUGAGGCAGAGGCCCGUCCCACGGUGACCCAGAAGUGCUGCUGGAAGCUCUGAACCGCCCAGGGGGGCAGGGGGCUGGGAAUGCGCUAUACAGAGAUACUCUGUGGACCAAUACCGCGGAUAAUGGUGACAUGCAGCCCCUCGGGCUGUGGCAGGGCUAGAAGUCUGUACGAUCACUAAUUCCUGUCCUUCUAUGCUCGAGGUGGUGGCAACACUGAUUUACUCCAUGUUGGGGCAGAGAGAGAUUCCAUGGGUCCUUUAGUGGCCCUGAGAGCUGGUCCCAUUCCCCUUCAAAGGUGCCCCCAGCCCCCAACACUGCAGAACCAAAGAUGGAGGCCACAUCCGCCACAUCUCUCCUCGCUCCCACUCGCCACCUUUGCUCCUGGAGUAAUGGACAUCAGCCAGCAAGCAAAUACCCCAACCAAACCUCCAGAGUGGCCUGAUGAGGUGCUCCACGCCCCUUCUAGGUGUGAGAGCAUCGGGGAGACGUUAUCUGGUACCCAGAAUAGUAAGGAUUUCUAGGAUUUUUUUUUUUUUUUAUGGUAUGUAAAGUUGAAGGGGAAAAAUGAAAUCAAGGCCAAGUUCAGGGAAGUGCAGCUGAGGUUGGCAGAAUCUGGCCUGUGGACGGCAGCAGCCCUGCCCUCCACCUCUGCCCCGGUUGCUGCAGCCAGACCUGGGAGGCCCCGGCUUUGUCCUCCUGUCCCGCCUGGAGACAGGGCUGCAGCUGGUGUCUGACUGCCCCCAGCUGCAAGCUUCCUGUCCAGACCUCCCUGGUGGCAGCCGUGGGCGGGAGGCGGGCAGCAGGGAGGCUAGAGAGAAGGGGAUGGCCAUUCCACCUGGGUGCUUCCUACUCUGGGCUUGGAUACAGCCAAAAGGUUGGCGCUCUGCCAGCGUGUGGCCAUGUGUCAGUCUUAAAUUAUUAAAAUGCAAGCUGAGGCUUCUGACUUGGACUGCUGAAUUCUGGGCUCACUCGAUCUUCACUGGCCCUUGGAGGCCUGGGACA